CCUGUAUCUAUUCCAUUUUUGUUGCCAUAUGACCCUUCAGACAUUCCAGAACCGCCACGACCUUUGUCUCCCAUUUCUAAUAGGGCCGCUUCCAGCUCGAGUCCAGUUGAUGAUGAAAGACGUGAGUAAUUAUUUGACAUCGUAGGAAUCGCGGAAACUCAUCUUCCUCAUCAGCCCCGAACCCCACUUCAGAUCCGACCUCUCGUCUAAGUCUGCCUUCCACUGAAUGGACUCGCUUCAGUGAUGGUUUCGACUUGACUUCCUCUCGGCUGUCCUCUUUAGAUCUUACCUUUGUAUUUCGGGAUAUCGAUGAAACCAGCGUGUCAGAAGAUACAUCAGGCUCUCGGAGAGAUCGUUCCAUGGAAGAGGACAGGCCCGCACUUGGACCACUCCUUGAUCGCGCUGCGUUACGCAGAGCUAUGAAUACGCGUUCAUCUCCAUCUCAAAGCCGUCGCCAAUCUGAAUCUGCAUAUUCAUAUCUAGAUCGCGCUUUGGAGAGAUGGUUUGAGGACCAGCCCUUGCCUUGGAAUGAAGAUGCUUUCCUGUCAGCAGCCGCCAGGGACCGAAGGUCUUCGGAAGAACGACCCUACUUGGAGCUGCUACCUCUUACCGACCCUCUCGAGAAUAAUUCAAGGUACAUAGAGCAGGGAUUAUUGGAUCCUCGAGAGACUGAAUCUGAUCAAGAGCGUGGCAGGCGCAGAAAUACCCAAAUGGGCCUUACUGGCUGGCCUGAUAUCGAUGAGCGCAUCUCAGAAACCGAGCAGAUAGACAGAACAAGAAGGCCUUCUCAUUCUCCCGUCAGACCUCGCUUAGUCACUACACACUCUGAAGAAUCUCUACGGUCAUUAGCAGGUCUUAGGCCUUCCUCUCGUUCGCAUUCUCCGUCUCCAGUCCUUCCAACACUCCGACGUCUUCGAACUAGAGCGUAUGGCUCGUACUCCAGACCCGGAUCAUCGACCUCUCUGAUAUCUGAGAAUGCCUCCGAGAUACGGAGACGUAACGCUUAUGCUGAAUUAAUGGAACGCCUUCAGAGCGAUGUACCUCGGCCCGAGCGAGAGCCCGACUCUGAUGAAGAAUGGCAAGACUUAGCAUUGCCGCCAGAGCAAGGCAGCUCCUCAAGCUCAAGGCGUGCAGAUGCCUUGUCUGAACUUUUUGAUCGGUCCGAGGCUCAUUCCAGCAGUCAGGAGGACCUCGCUUUCCAUUAUCCUGCUCGCCUUUUGCCGAGUUCCCCUUCAUCGGAACGUACAAGAGGCUUCACUGCUGAUGCGCUAAGAGAGAGACGUCUCGCCUAUCUUUUACGAAGAGGCUCCGAUUCAUCGCCUUAUACUAAUUCCUCGACAUCCAGGCCCUCUUCUUCUCACAGCCCGGUCCGGCGGUCGUCUAGCUUGAAUGAUCAUCCUUCGCGUCCAUCAGUCGAUGAGUAUCAGCGUCACGGCAGACCGGUCCCUCGUCCUUCCGAAAGCCACUUGUCGGUGGAUUUCUUCGACUCGCGGUCGUCGACAAUAUCUGACAUGGCGCGGGCCGUAGCUCGAAAUGGUCUACAGGAAAACUCUCCUUUCUACAAUGAAUCACUUCUUUCUCGGCAACCUUCUACGAACCCACCGUCAAUUCCACCGCCAGACCUUGGCGCCAUCUUCAUCCCGCACACCGCAGACUCUACUGAACCAGAAUCCUAUGGCUUACCUCCUUUACCACCUGUUGACCCCACAGUUUCUGAACUUUUGAACUAUGACAGAACAGUGUUUCCUGAACGCUGUCCACCUGCGCCGACUCCAUCAAGACAGAGUACUGCUGCUCUCCGCCCGGACACUAUAAGUAUUGAUCCCAAUGCGUUUGCCCCUGGGCCAUUUCGCAAUACGAUGAUAUGGCAGGCUGACAGGAUCAGAGCGAGACAGCAGAGCGAGACUUCGCGUCCGCCGUCCAUACCUCCGCUUCCAUUUGAGGAAAAUUUUCCUCCUUCAAGAUUAAGAAUGGAGGAGAGGUCACAUACUACGGAUCGUUUGUCCCGUAAUCCUCCUGAACAUACUAUAGGCGAUCGGAUACCUUCGCGCAGGUCCAACAUUGUCUAUGGAAGGACUGCCCCUGACAGUACCGCUCCUCGACCUGUUUAUUCAAGGCGCACGAUAGACGAAGACCCUCUUCGUCGUUCAUCGUCAGAUAUACACAAUUAUCUUAGCCGUCGAGCGCGAAUGGAGGCUUCUAGACUGGAACAGACGGCUGCCACGUCCACCACCUCGGGGGCCGACACGGAUGGAUUCUCUCACGCUUUGGAGGUGCUUCGUCAUGAUGGACUGUCCUCGGUGCGGUCGAGGCAGCUGAUUGACCAGUAUCAUGAGCAGGAGAGGGAGAGGGAGCGUAAUGAUACCGACCAGCGGCAGCAGCAACAACAAAGACGCGAUGAAAGGAGGACGGCUACGAGUUCUGGCUUCAGAGCUUGGGGUGACCUUGACGAUGCGAGGGUUAUUGUUUGCAGCCGAAGUGCCUCGCGCCCACCGUCAUUCUCGGUUCGGCGACGGCCUUCUCCUCCGCAACCGACUGGAUCAAGACCAU
This is a messenger RNA of Guyanagaster necrorhizus, 2550 nucleotides long. RefSeq lists its product as uncharacterized. The annotation marks the transcript as partial. Lineage: Eukaryota; Fungi; Basidiomycota; Agaricomycetes; Agaricales; Physalacriaceae. The record is from RefSeq and is a predicted model, not a curated record. The transcript is spliced from 5 exons.